Molecule: messenger RNA, 1439 nt
Organism: Hydra vulgaris (swiftwater hydra)
Lineage: Eukaryota; Metazoa; Cnidaria; Hydrozoa; Anthoathecata; Hydridae
Product: regulator of chromosome condensation
Cellular component (GO): cytoplasm
Molecular function (GO): guanyl-nucleotide exchange factor activity
Source: RefSeq, a predicted model, not a curated record
AGUAGGACCUACUUUUUAGAUACGAAAAAAGUAUUACAAAUGCCUGCUACAAAAAAAAAAGAUAACCGUCAAAAGAGAAAAACAAUUGAUGAAUCAAUUAAAUCACCAGAAAAAUAUGCCAAAAAAGAUGAUAAAUUAGUUCAAAAAGUUGGUCACAUUUUAACAUUAGGCCAAGGGGAUGUUGGACAGUUAGGUCUUGGAGAAAAUGUUUUAGAAAGAAAAAGACCAGCAAUGAUUAAAGAGGUAGAAGGUGUAAACUUCAUCCAAGUUACUUGUGGAGGUAUGCAUACAAUUGGAGUCUCUGAACAUGGGGAGGUAUACUCAUGGGGGUGCAACGAUGAUGGAGCUCUGGGUAGACCUACUGAAGGAACUGACGGUGAAGAAUUUAUUCCACGCAAAGUAUUGUUACCGCAGGGUAUUCGUGUUGUGUAUGCAUCUGCUGGUGAUAGUCAUUCAGCUGCUCUUACGGAUGACGGACGAGUUUUUGCAUGGGGAGCUUACAGAGACGCGAGUGGACAAAUUGGCUUAACGGCAGCGUCUAUUGGCAAAAAAAAUGAAGUUAUUAAGAUUUACCCUAAAGGCGACCAAAUAGAUGAUCCUGCAGUAAAAGUGGUUUCUGGAAACGAUCAUACAGUUAUCUUAACAUCUGAGGGACUGAUAUAUACAAGCGGAACUGGUGAACAGGGGCAGCUCGGAAGAAUAAAAGAAUGUUUUGGUCACCGUGGUGGACGUCGUGGUCUCGAAAUCAUACUUUCACCCCAAGUAGUUCGCUUCAGAAAAAAACAAUUUUUUUCUGAUAUUUUUGCAGGCAGUUUUUGUACAUUUGCCUUGAGUCGCGAUACUAAUGACGUAUACGCGUGGGGGUUAAAUAAUUACGGACAACUUGGAUCUGGAACAACUGAGAACUUUUUUAAUCCUGAAGUUAUUCAAUCUUUAAGUGAAAUUCGAGAACAUGCUAAUGGCUAUCUACAAAUACAUGGGGGGCAACAUCACAGUAUUGUAGCUGAUGGAAAUGGAAAAACUUAUUCUAUCGGUCGUUCAGAAUACGGACGAUUAGGAUUAGGAAAAGAUGCUAAGGAGACUUCUCUACCAAAAAAAAUUGAUUCACUUGAAAAAGAAAAUGUUGUUAAAAUUGCAUGUGGUGAAGCCGUUAGCUUUGCUGUUACCGACAAAGGACAUUUAUACUCUUGGGGUUUAGGUACAAGUUUACAAUUAGGAGUUGGCGACGAUGAAGAUAUUUUUGAUCCAUCGCUUGUUCAAUCAAAUAACUUAACACUAGCACAAGACGAGGUACUUGCCGUGUCUGCGGGUGGACAGCAUACCGCUAUAUUGGUCCGGAAAAGAGAAUCCAAAGACACGUUAUAAACGGUUAUAGUCUUUUAAAAUUGCUGUAAUUAAGUGUGAUAUCCCCUACUUCAGGGUCUAACCAUACUCUUCGA